AUGUGUACUGGACCUCGUCUUAGACCAGUCCUCAAGCAUCUUGGAAGGGGCCUCCUCACUUACAAGCCGAAGGAGCACUGUGUCAGCACGGCCCCCGGCCUUCAACCGACAUUUUUGAUCGAAGUAAAGCCAUCCCCGCGCCAUUUCGUCCCCAAUUUCUCUCUCCAACUCCCGCAUCACCACCAGAUGCCCGGCGGCGUGUAG
Molecule: messenger RNA, 204 nt
Organism: Colletotrichum lupini
Lineage: Eukaryota; Fungi; Ascomycota; Sordariomycetes; Glomerellales; Glomerellaceae
Exons: 2
Coding region: 1-204 (67 amino acids)
Source: RefSeq, a predicted model, not a curated record